Naegleria lovaniensis is the source of this 1128-nucleotide messenger RNA. RefSeq lists its product as uncharacterized. The transcript has a single exon. The record is from RefSeq and is a predicted model, not a curated record. The coding region runs from base 1 to 1128 and encodes 375 amino acids. NCBI's taxonomy places the organism in Eukaryota, Heterolobosea, Eutetramitea, Acrasida, Naegleriidae.
AUGGUGGAAUCAAUAACGAACGAUCAUGAUCGCAGCAACGACCGUGAAUCAACCUGCAAAGAUGACAAUGCGAGUAGAUCAACCACUGCAACCUCUCGGACCACAAACGGAAUCAACGGUUUUCAUUCCGAUGAAGAAGAACAUCAAACCAAUAAUAAUAAUAAUAACAACAACAUUAUCCAUCAAAAGAUUACAGAUGAAGAACAACUGAAAACCUCUUCAUCAUCAUCAUCAACCUCCAUGGAUUCAACACAUUCCUCAGAAAUUUCAAAGAAGAGAGUGAAAAAGCCACAAAAGUUUGAUGAAUAUUAUGUACCUGAGAGUAUUCUCCGAAAAAAGGGAAUUGAAUUGAAAUUUGUGUGUGAUGCAACAUUAGGAAGAGUUGCAAAGCACAUUAGAAUGAUGGGAGGAGAUGCUUAUUAUGAUGCUAACAUGAAUACUAACUACAUGUUGUACAUUGCUCGAACAGAGAAUAGAAUAAUAUUAACCAAAAAUAGAACCUUGAUUAAUCAACUAGGUUAUCAAAGGAAAGAAAAUGAAUUGAAAAAGAAAAAGUACCAAGAAAGGAAAUUAUUGAAUCAACAACAAGAGGAGAAAUCAGAUGCUUUGAAAGGAGACGUUUCUCGUGAUCAUGAAAGAGAAAUGCAAGAAUUGGAGCAAAUUUACAGAGAACAAGGUCUCGAAUUUAACAGAGAAGAUUUUGAGGAAUUUGAAGAAAUUGACGAAGAAGAUCAAGACGAAAAUAAUGCAGAUGAUGAUUCAUAUCCAACCGAUGGAUAUGUCUAUUAUUUCGUGAAAGGCCGUAACUUUCGUGACAUGAUUAAUGAGGUUGUCAACUUUUUCAAAAUUGAAUUUGAAGAGGACCGAAUAUUUACAAUAUGCAUUCAAUGUAACCAUUCUAUUUAUCAAGUUGAAAAAGAGUCUAUUAAGAACCUUGUCUAUCCUAGUGUUUAUAAUCUUUAUUCUAGCUUUUAUAGAUGCUCAGGAUGUUCGAAAAUUUAUUGGGGAAAAGACCACAGCAAUGAACACAUUAAUUUCAAGACUGCUAAAUCAUUUGCAAAAAUCUAUUCUUACAGCGAACAUGACAAUGAACAUCAUGAACAUUCGAAAAUGGAGACAGUGAAAUAA